AGCGACGCUUUCAACCAAAAAUUUACGUCUCACCCGCGAUUGGUAAACGGUUAUACGAAUCUUUAUGCGAUGGAGCUUGAUGCCGGUAGUGUAUCAGAUAGUGGGUUCGCUUCAUUCGGACCUAAAGGGAUACUAGAGUCUAUUCCAGAUUUGUUUCAAAUGUUUCCUGGAAUAGAUGAGGCGCUUUCAUUCGCUGAACUCAUCCAGUCGGUCCAAUCUAUGAAAUAUUCAGUCAUAAUCUUUGAUACUGCACCAACCGGUCACACUUUAAAGUUUUUAAAUCUUCCGGAUUUAUUGGACAAACUUGUGGACACUCUUCUUAAGGUUGAAUCAUUCUUUGGAGUCUUCAUGAGGAUGCUUUCUCUUGUCAACUCUCAGACUUCUCGAGGUGAGAUGUUUGAAAAGGUGAAAGAACUAAAAAGUACAAUUACACUCACAAUGGAGCAAAUGAAAAAUCCAGACUUGACGACUUUUGUUUGUGUCUGCAUUCCUGAGUUUCUGAGUGUCUACGAAACUGAAAGACUGGUUCAAUACCUGGCUAGGAACGAUAUUGACUGUUCAUAUAUUAUAAUAAAUCAAAUUCUCAACUAUUUUGACCUGGGAGAUUCAAUAAUAAAGGCCCAAAAUUCACUAGAUGACAUAAAGGAGGAGACUAGAGAAAUAUUCAGAAACCUCCUAGAACUUAUAAAAGAGCAGCAGAGUAUGUUGAAGGGUCGUGUAUCAAUUCAAAAAAAAUACAUUGAUGACAUCAAGGAACUCUAUGAUAAUUAUUUUAAUAUAGUUGCAAUACCGCAAUACAAGGAUGAAGUCCGUGGCUCUGAAGCCAUUAAGGAAUUUUCUAAAAUAUUGUUGGAACAUUCACCAAUUCCCUUUUAA
Messenger RNA from Theileria equi strain WA, 876 nucleotides. Its product is annotated as arsenical pump-driving ATPase, putative. The record is from RefSeq and is a predicted model, not a curated record. The coding region runs from base 70 to 876 and encodes 268 amino acids. Gene Ontology annotation, cellular component: GET complex. NCBI's taxonomy places the organism in Eukaryota, Apicomplexa, Aconoidasida, Piroplasmida, Theileriidae. Gene Ontology annotation, biological process: post-translational protein targeting to endoplasmic reticulum membrane. Gene Ontology annotation, molecular function: ATP binding; ATP hydrolysis activity. The transcript has 5 exons.